UGCCAACAAUAGUAGAAGAAACCAAAUGGUUGGGACGCGUCCUUACCAAACUUCAAGAUACGCAAGGGGAGUAGAGGGCGAGCAUGCAGGGGCAGCUCGACUAAGCAUGUUGGUGCUCUCAGGAAAAUGACAUACUCUUGUACCACCCCCUGCUCAAAUCACCCGGGACGAAUGUUUAAUGCUCAAAGAGAAGGCAAUUUUGAUGGAGAAUGAAGUGGUAACACUGUUGGAUGCCAACAAUGAAGAGGAAAGACCAGGCGCCACACAAGAUGAGGAUGUGCCCAACCAAAUAGAUAAGAGGUUGAGCGCCUAAGGCGCCACCUCACCAAUUUUCAAGAGACUAACUUUCUCUUGUCUAUGGACUAGCUAACACACAUUAUGUUAGUGAAACCACGUAAAUAUGUGUGUUCUUUAUUUUAUUGCAUUGUCAAUUUCCCAAUCCACAGUGUCGUUUGGAAGUUGUGAUUUCAAAUGGUGUAUUGAGCCAAUUCAUGUAUUUGUGAGAUUAAGUCAUUUUUUGGCUUAUAUUGAACUAGAAUACAUGCAUUAACUUUUUGGAGACCCCACCACAAUCACUCAUAAUUGAGGGAUUAUCAAUCUCUACUUUUGUUGAGAUUCUUCACAUUCACUCAAAAUUGACUUUUGUGGCUUAACAACAAACCGCAAUCUAAACCUCCAAACAAGAUAUUUUCCUAAUACAUCAAUUAAUUCAAUACAUCAAAUGAUAAUACAGUAAUUGACUCAAUACAUCCAUUUGAAGAAUAACUAAAUUCAUUUUGAUUGUCUCAAUGCAUACAAAGCCUUGCUUCUAUGUAAAAGCAAAAUGAUGUGGUAAAAUCAGAGACGAGAAUGGAGGAGAAGUAGCAAUGAAUUAGAGACGAGAAAUUCAUAAAACGAAAGACUGAAAAAAAUAUUUUGACUAAGAGAACAAAUAAAAUUGUAUAAUUUUUUCUCUAAUGGCCAACAAAACAAAACAAAACCCGAACCGAUAUGGUAGUGAGUUCAUGGUUUGUUCAAGAGCAUGCCAAAUUGAACCAAAUCGAAAUCGAAACCGAACCACAUCAACCAAAUAUAUUGCAGUCCGGACCUGUCCAUGAUCCAUUGAAUUUUAGAAAUACUGAAGGGAAAUGGGGUCGAUUGGUAUUUGGACUGGACCUAACCAUAUCACACUUGACCAAUUGCAAUGUUGGUUCGGUCCUUGGUACUAAACUUUUUUUUUUUUACUUUUGCCCGCUAUGCUCAAGGUUUGAUCUGGUCUAGUCCAAUCCAAUUGAACCAUUGCACACCCCUAUAGUUUGUAAAUGUACUAAUCAUUUACAUUAGUUGAAUCUACCUCUUCAAUACUUACUACAUUGAUGCAUGCAGGGGAAUAUUACAUUGUUGUUGGUCAUAUUUGUGAUAUGAUCGCUAAUUGGGCACUAAAUGUAAGACAAUGCAUUGUCCAACAGAUUAUUUUAUGAUCACUCUACAAUCUACAUCAUGCACUAUACCUUUCAAAUCCUGCAAUUUAUGGUCCGCAAUCUAUGUUGUGAUCAACAAGGAUGAUAUAUAUUGGGAAAAACUUUAGAGACAUACUGAACAUCAUAGAACAUAUACAUUGGGUUCAAGAUAGGGUGCAUAACCAAAUCUGGACCCUUCAUUUAGAAAAUUCAGAUCUAAGGAUGGAUAAUUAAAUGUCAUUUUUAUGUUCCUUAACUUUCUUAAUCAUCUCAUAUCUUUUUUGUUUUAACUCGAAUUUUAAUUUUUUUUGCACAGAUGGAACGAGUUCAUCGUGCUCUACAAAAUGAGAUCAAUUUUUAAUAUUUUUUGAGAAAAAAAAAUUAUGGCCUCUCGGUACCAACUACAUACCAUAUGGUAUUUUCUUCGUUUUUAAUUCGUUUUUGAAAACGUUUGCAUAGAAGGGACGAGUUCAUCAUGAUCUAUUGGAUCUACAAAUUUAUGGGUGAACAAAUUACAGGACCAAAAAAUACCACACAAUACCAUACAAUACCACCCUGGUACGAGGUGGUAUCUUGUGGUACACAAUGUUAAAAAUCGUAAAUGACAGUUAAUAUACUUCUACUAUCAUGUAUUCAACCAUCCUACAGUCUUGGUUUAUUCAUAUAACCAUGAUACGCUUUUCAAACAAUAGAUAUGCUCUUAUUUCAAUACCAGCCAAUACCAUAUGGUAUAGACUGGUAAAAAAUGACACAAUUUUUAUUGUUCGGAAAAUAUAUCAAAGUGGAUAUCAUUUUGAAGAGCACAAUUAAUCUGAUCUAACUGUGCAAAAAAAAAAAAUUAAAUUUCGACUUAAAACGAGUGAGAAAUCGUCCGUCAAAGAUUAAGAAUGGGAAAAUUAAAGGCUUUCUAGGAAAGAGAUGCUGAUGUAGACGGGUUACUCAUUGUUACUUACCAUACCGUUCCUGAGUCCUGACCUGAUCCGUUCCAUGUGUCAUUUUUAUUGUUAUACAUAUUACAUUUGUCAUUUUUAUUUUGGAUAGAACUUUGUCAUUUUUCAAUUACGUGGUAGUUGAUAAGAAUAUUUUGCAUAAUUGUACGACUUGAUUGUAGUAAAAUAUUGAAGAAAAUAUAUAUUAUAUGAAUCAACAAUACAUGCAAUAUACAUAAUUAUCAAAUUCUCCUGCCAACGGACGGGCUCAAGAUAGGGUGAGUAACCUUAGGUUGAGUAACAAUGAGUAACCAAAUCUGGAUCUUUCUUUUAAGUGGUUGCAGAUUUAAGGGUGGAGAAUUAAAGAAAUUUAUUUUCCCUAGUUUUCUUAAUUGGAUCAUAUCUUCUUCAUUCUAACUCGGAUUCAAUUUUUUUUGCACAGAUGGAACGAGUUCGUUGUGCUCUACAAAAUGAUAUCCAUUUUCAAUAUUUUUUGAGAAUUUUUUUUCAUCCCUCUCGUUACCAACUCUAUACCAUAUGGUAUCUCCUUCGUUGUUUAGUAAUUUUCGGAAAUUUUUGCACAAAAAGAACGAUUUGAUCAUGAUCUAUUGGAUUUCAAAGUUUUCUGGGGGAAAAAAUUCUAUACCUCUCGUUACCAACUCCAUACCAUACUAUACCAUCCUGGUAUGAGGUGGUAUUUUUCAUACCAUAUUGUAUGUUGUUAUUUAAUACCAGUCAAUACCAUAUGGUAUUGACUGGUAAUAACUGGAAAUUUUUUUUUGUUCCAAAAAAUAUCAAAGUGGAUAUCAUUUUGAAUCGUUACCAACUCCAUACCAUAUUAUACCACCCUGGUAUGAGGUGGUAUUUUUCAUACCAUAUGGUAUGAUGUUAUUUAAUACCAGUCAAUACCAUAUGGUAUAGUCUAUACCAUAUGGUAUUGACUGGUAAUAACUGGCAAAUUUUUUUUGUUCAAAAAAAUAUCAAAGUGAAUAUCAUUUUUAAGAGCACAAUUCAUCUGAUCUAACUGUGCAAAAAAAAUUAAAUUCCGAGUUAAAACGAGUGAGAAAUCGUCCGUUAAAGAUUAAGGGAAAGGAAAUUAAAGAUUUUUCCAGGAGAGAGAAGGAGGCGCUGAUGUGACAUAUUCUUAUUGGGUUAUGCAUGAGGUUACUCACCAUAAGGUUACUCACCGGAUCUACUCCCCCAAGCCGAGGCUCAAGAUAGGGUGAGUAACAAUGAGUAACUAAAUCUGGACUCUUCUUUUAUGUGGCUGCAAAUCUAAGGGUGAAGAAUUAAAAGAAUUUAUUUUCCCUAGUUUUCUUAAUUGGAUCAUAUCUUCUUCAUUCUAACUCUGAUUUCAAUUUUUUUUUGCACAGAUGGAACGAGUUCGUUGUGCUUUACAAAAUGAUAUCCAUUUUCAAUAUUUUUUGAGAAAAAAAUUUUCAUCCCUCUCGUUACCAACUCCAUACCAUAUGGUAUCUCCUUCGUUGUUCAGUCAUUUUCGAAAAAAAAUUCACAAAAGGAACGAUUUAAUCAUGAUCUAUUGGAUUAAAAAUUUUCUGGGGGAAAAAAUUCCAUACCUCUCUUUACCAACUCCAUACCAUGCUAUACCACCCUAGUAUGAGGUGGUAUUUUUAUACCAUAUGGUAUGCUGUUAUUUAAUACCAGUCAAUAGCAUAUGGUAUUGACUGGUAAUAAAUGGCAAAUAUUUUUUGUUUCAAAAAAUAUCAAAGUGGAUAUCAUUUUGAAUCGUUACUGUUGGGCAUGUGACUCGGAUUCCGCCGCGCCAAAGAAACACAGACACCAAGAGACGGGCGCACCAGCAUCGGCGCGAGCAAGCACACCGCCAAGUGUCAAUACCAAGAGGCGGGCGCGCCAGCACCGGCGCGAGCGAACACAUAGGCGAGCGCAAAUACCUAGAGGCGGGCGCAUCAGCGCCGGCGCGUCCAAGGGCAGCCUGAGUCCAGUAUUGACUGAAUUAGCGAGUACGGGAAACGACGCCGUGUCCCACCUAUCGGGUAGUCACAUCACAGUCCUAGGUAUAAUGAAAGGCUAAGUGUACUUGUUCUAGGUAGGGAUAUGGCCUAGUCUCCUGACAUGUCAGUAGUCAUGUCACCAUGACAGGACACCAUGUAACUCACCCACCACCAUGUAGCCUAUAAAUAAGGCAUUUACUCCGGUGGGUGAGGAGAUGGGAUUUUCCAGACUCUAUCUCUAGAAAAAGAACAGACUUCUCUCACUAAAAGAUAACUCUCUCAGUUUCCUUCUUUCCUUUCUUUGUUCUUGGAUCCACGGCAGAUUCUCAUUGCUUAUUCUCCUCAACCCAUUUCCCCGAACCUCACUCCUACACCCAGUUAGGUUCAAACAGUUACCAACUUCAUACCAUACUAUACCACCCUGGUAUGAGGUGGUAUUUUUCAUACCAUAUGGUAUGCUAUUAUUUAAUACCAGUCAAUACCAUAUGGUAUUGAUUGGUAAUAACUGACAAAUUUUUUUUUGUUCCAAAAAAUAUCAAAGUGGAUAUCAUUUUGAAGAGCACAAUUAAUCUGACUAACGGUGCAAAAAAAAUUAAAUUUCGAGUUAAAACGAGUGAGAAAUCGUCCGUUAAAGAUUAAGGGAAAGAAAAUUAAUGAUUUUUCCAGGAGAGAGAAGGAGGCACUGAUAUGUCAGAUUCUUAUUGGGUUAUGCAUGGGUUACUCACCACAAGGUUACUCACCGGAUCUGCUCCCUGGGAAUGGAUAGGUCAGUAACCUUAUGAUAAGUAACCAUGAGUAACCCGUCUACAUCAGCAUGACAUCAACAUCUUCUCUCUCCUGGAAAGUCUUUAAUUUUCCCCUCUUUAAUCUUUGACGGACGAUUUCUCACUCAUUUUAAGUCGAAAUUUAAUUUUUUUGCUCAGUUAGAUCAAAUUAAUUGUGCUCUUCAAAAUGAUAUCAACUUUAAUAUAUUUUUCGAACAAAAAAAAUUGAGUCAUUUUUUACCAGUCUUUACCAUAUGGUAUUGACUGGUAUUGAAAUAAAAGCAUACCUAUGGUUUGAAAAACGUAUCAUGGUGGUAUGAACAAACCAAGACUGUAGGAUGGUUGGAUACAUGAUAGUAGAAGUAUAUUAAUUGUCAUUUACGACUUUUAACAUUGUAUACCACACAAUACCACCCCGUACCAGAGUGGUAUUGUAUGGUAUUGUGUGGUAUUUUUUGGUCCUGUAAUUUGUUCACCCAGAAAUUUGUAGAUCCAAUAGAUCAUGAUGAACUCGUCCCUUCUGUGCAAACGUUUUCAAAAACGAAUUAAAAACGAAGAAGAUACCAUACAAUACCACCCCAGGGUGGUAUUGUAUGGUAUUGUGUGGUAUUUUUUGGUCCUGUAAUUUGUUCACCCAGAAAUUUGUAGAUCCAAUAGAUCAUGAUGAACUCGUCCCUUCUGUGCAAACUUUUUCAAAAAUGAAUUAAAAACGAAGAAGAUACCAUAUGGUAUGCAGUUGGUACCGAGAGGCCAGAAUUUUUUUUUUCUCAAAAAAUAUUGAUAAUUGAUCUCAUUUUGUAGAGCACGAUAAACUCGUUCCAUCUGUGCAAAAAAAAUUAAAAUCCGAGUUAAAACAUAAAAUAUAUGAGUUAAUUAAGAAAACUAGAAAAAAUAAAAAUGAUCUUUAAUUCUCCCUUCUUAGGUCUGAAUUUUCUAAAUAAAGGGUCCAGAUUUGGUUAUUGAUGGGUGCAUAACAUGGUUGUCACGCCGGCCGGCGUGCCACUGAUUGAACCUGUACCGGUCAUAAAAGUAUGACACCACUGGUAUAACCAGCAUGAUCGAUAUAUGAAUCUCCAAGUAUCUUAGUGAAUUUAAUUGAUAACAAGUAAUUUAUUAUUUAUUUUAUGUGUUAAAAAGUUAAAUGUUGAUGUUAUUUGUUGGAUUCAAGUACAAAUAUUUAGAUAUUGGCGUUAAAUGUCGUGUUUAAAUAUGAGUAUUUGUAAAUUAUUUGUAAUAUUAACCAGCAUGAACUGGCACAAACCGGUAUGUAUCACCGGUCGAACCAUUCCAUUUGCUAAACCGGCACACUGGUAUAAACCGGUUUGACAAUGUUGGUGCAUAUUGAGCCCCGAUUUGGUGCUAGUUUGGUAAAGAAAACUGUUUGAAUUGCUCGUGUCACUCUCUCCACGUCUUCCCUGUCCGUCUGUACAUAUUCAUUCAUUUGACUUCCAGAGAGAGAGAUAGAGGAAAAAAAGAAAAAGGAAAAAGAAAGUAAACAAAAUAACCCCUCUCCUUCCCCACUCCUUUCCUUCGCUCUCCCUCCCUGUCUGCGCGUUCCUCUUCAAGCGUCGCGCCGGCGGGAAGGAAAUCGUAAUAGCAUACUAGCAUUACUGGUUACUGCGUCGAAAGCUAGGGUUUUGUUGCUUCUUUCUCCAGUUCGCGGAGCAGCAGAGCAAGGUGGCGGUUGCUAAAGAAUGCCGUUGACGAGGUACCAAAUAAGGAACGAGUACGGCUUGGCCGAUCCAGAGCUGUACAGAGCUGCCGAUAGAGAUGAUCCCGAGGCUCUUUUGGAGGGCGUUGCCAUGGCUGGCCUCGUCGGUGUAUUGCGCCAGCUCGGUGACCUUGCUGAGUUUGCUGCUGAGAUAUUUCAUAACUUGCAUGAAGAAGUAAUGACAACUGCGGCAAGAGGCCACAGUCUAAUGGCUCGUGUUCAACAACUGGAGGUCGAAGUUCCUUCAGUUGAGAAGGCAUUUCUGUCUCUAACUGACCACUCAUCGUUCUAUGCAAACGGAGCAGGUGUCGAUUGGCGUCCUAAUCUGCACAUGGAACAGAAUCUGAUAACUCAGGGAGACUUGCCUCGCUUUGUAAUGGACUCUUAUGAAGAAUGCCGGGGUCCUCCAAGGCUAUUUUUAUUGGACAAAUUUGAUGUUGCAGGGGCAGGCGCAUGUUUGAAGCGUUACACUGAUCCAUCAAUCUUUAAAAUUGAAGCAACAUCAUUUACUACAAUGGAAAUGCAAAGAGAGAAGAAAGCUCGAAAACUGAAGAAGAAAGGACGGUGGAGGAAUGGAGAAACUCCAGAAGUUACACCAGCAUCACAUGCCAAAUUGCAUCAGCUGUUCCUGGAAGAGCGUGUUGCAAAUGGCCAUUCUGAUCCAGCUCGUGUAGUAAAAUUGAAAAGAAGGCAGUUAAAUGGAUCUCCAUUUGAUAUGAAAUCGGGGAAAAGCUACAUGGAGAAAUUCCUGGAGACUCUAUCACCAGAUAAUAAAGCAGUGUAUGAAGAUUCUGUUAAUCCACCACUCUCGACUUUAACUCAGUAUGAGUACAAAGAAUCAGGACUUGAGAUUGUUGAGAUUACCGCUGUUAGUCCUGUGAAGCCACAGGUUGAUGUACUACAACAUGAUGAGUUCAAUGGGGAAGAUCCUGAUAAAUGGUUGGUGAAGGUCUCUGAUACCGUCACUGAUUGUGAAACCGAUGAAUCAUCUCCUUCUUCUGUUCACAAGAUGCCAAUUGGACAGGAAUUAGCUAUUUAUGCAGGCGGUGGGAAAAGUGAUAGUUCAGAAGGGGACCAAUUUGACGACAUGAUCAGUGAGGUGGAAAACUACAUGGAUGCUCUCACAACCAUGGAGUCAGAAUUAGAGACUGAUACUGAAUACAAAUUUAAGAAAGAUGGCGUCUUGAAAUUUGCGAGACGUGAGGCAGAAUCUGAUAUCAAUCAGGAAAGACAGCAUGACAUUCAAGUGAAGUUUCUGAAUUCUCAGUCGUUUGGUAACUCCUCAGCGUCUGACGAUGGAAACAGUUCAAUAUACAAAGGAGGGUCUAGUAUUUCGGUAUCCGACUCUCAGAGCCAUGCGGCUGACAAUGUGCAAUCUGAUGGGGAAGGGCCAUCAAAAGUUUGCUGUUCUCGGGAAGAUAGUAUCCCGGAGACUUCCACGUUGCAGUCAGACUGUUCAUCUCCUUGUAUGGUGGCUUGCACAAUCCAAGAAUCCCACGAGCUUGAGGUCUCGACUGAUAUCUUUUCCGUAGAAGAGAAAAUCAACAAGCUAGUGCCAACUAUUUCUGUUGCAAAUCCGUUCACGGUGUCUUUAGCAGGAGAAGAUUCAGGUAAAAGAACACAAGUAGAUGGAGUUACUACUCCUGGAUUAGAAGCUGAUCUUGAGACCAACGUAAAUCUAGAUAGUUCUUCUGUGGGUUCAUCUGAAAUACCAUGGCAUACAAAGCAGGUGGUUGCUCCUUCGAAAGGUUCUUCUGAGUAUAACUCCAUGAGUGACCAGCAGCAGGAAGAUGCUAAAGCUUUGCCUUUAUAUUUGUCAUAUCUAGAUUCUGUGCAGAGCAGCCAUGAUGAUCACGUGUCAGAAACAAGUUACUCGGGUGAUGCUGGAAAUGUGAUCCCUCAUCAGUUGCCAUCUGAACAUGAGAACAUGGUUGAAGAAGCAACAAGGGUCAAUGAUGUCAAUGGUGCACUCCUAAAAGCCACCUUACUAUCUGGAUCUCAGUUCGCUCAAUCAGGCCAUUUGAAUUCUGAGCCGGAGACGAAAAAACUAGAAGAAGAUAUUUCUGUUGUUUCAGGCAAGGAGGAAAUGUUAAGUGAAGCUAAUGCAGAUGGCAUUGUUGCAGAAGAUUCUUAUGAGUGUUUUGAUGAAUCUGGUCUACGGGAUCUGACUGACAUGCACAACACUAUAACCGAGGCUGAUCAACUGAAGGAUGUGGUUACACCUGCAUCUAUCCCACCUGCUAGUGAUGAGCAUGGAUAUGAUACUAUUUGUCCGUCAUCCAAAGUGAUUGGAUCUCCAUCUAGCCAUCCAUCAUCGGAUGACCAACAUCAGACAGCGGUGGACCUUCACCAGAAAAUUUCCUCAGAAACUGAACCUGAGGCACAAAAUGAAGUCAUUCCAAAAGAUAGAGAAUUCAGUCACGGUGAAUCCAUCUUCGGUUACCCUUCUGAAUUUGACGCAACUGCUCAUGUUUAUUCUGCAUACCCUGUUUUACUAGUGAGUGUAGGCGCUGUUGAUGCCAGUGGAGAACAAGUUUCAGGAGUCGAUGCCGAUCACAGUGUGCUGGAACCACAACCUGUCUUUAGUUCAAAAGAGGCAUCUGAAGGUGAUGGUUUAUUCCCCAUAGCAGGAACACUAGAAAUGUCAGCAGUUCAUGUUAAUGAAGUAACUUUUGAGUCUGAAGAGUAUUCUACACAUGAUAUGGAAUCAACUUCAGAUCCCUCCUAUUUAGCAGAGUCGGGAAUAACUUCUGAGCGGGUAUGGGAUUUGCAUCCUGAUCAAACUGAUGAGAGUUGUCCAGAACCAGAUGAGGCAGGAGGCUUUACAUCAUCAAAUCUUCAGUUCAAAGACAUGCAAACUUUGCCUCCUGGACUGGGCACACUCUCCACUGCAAAAGACGUGAAUGUAGAUGAGGCUCCACCGUUGCCACCUUUACCUCCUAUGCAAUGGAGAAUGGGAAACUUUCAACCUGUUUCACCUUCUUUGCAGACUGCAUAUUUUGGCCACUGUAAUAAUCUACCAAUGCAACCAUUUUCUGCUGACGAGCACACCAAGCCUUCACACCCAUUCCCAACUAACAUUAUUGAAGAUUGUCAGAUGGUUCAAUGCUUAUUUGUGGAUGAUUCAAUAGGGAAUUCCGCGGAGCAGCAGAAUCACACAUCAUUUGAAUUGGCAUCACUAGCUAAUGCUGCAAAUAUCGAACAAGAUUCACAUCAGCCUUCAUACACAUUCCCAAGUAACAUUGUCGAGGAUAGUCAAAAAGUUCCCUGUUUACCUAUGGAUGACUCAGUAGAAGAUACCUUGAAGCAGCCAAAUACCUUAUCAGUUGAAUUGCAAUCAGUUGCUAAUGCUGCAAUUCUGAAACAGGAAUCACACCCAUUGGAAGAACUGGAUCCUCUAAACCCAUUUGUUACCUCGGAAGAAAUACCAAAUGAGAGGCCUGAGCUCAGUGAUUUUCCAUCAGGUGAACCGGAGCAAUCUAGUUCAGAGUCCUUCCCAUCUGCAACAUCCAUGGCCAAUGCAUCUUCAGAAGCUGAGCUUGUGUCCUCCUUUCAGGAGGAGGCUCCUGAGGAAUCUUUACCACCAGGAUCUUUGGCAAAGGAGCAACAACAGCAAAAGGUGGUUGCAUCUUAUGGAGGAGGAACAUCGUGGCCUCCGACAACAUUAGCCCUGCCACCUUCCUAUGAACUUGGAAAGGCAGCAAAUGGCAACAAGCUCCCUCGCCCUAGGAAUCCCCUUAUUGAUGCUGUUGCUGCAGUAGAUAAAAGCAAGUUGAGAAAGGCAGCUGAAAGGGUUCAGCCACAGGCUAGCUCAAACGCAGAAGAAAGGGAUUCGCUACUAGAACAGAUCCGGACAAAGUCGUUCAAUUUGAAGCCCGCAGCAGUGAGUAGGCCUAGUAUGCGUCCUAGCAUGCCUGGUAUUCAUUGUCCUAAAACCAACUUGAGAGUUGCCGCCAUCUUGGAGAAAGCAAAUGCAAUCCGCCAGGCAUUGGCUGGGAGCGAUGAAGAUGAUGAUGAUAGUUGGAGCGAUUCUUGAGCUUAAGUUGCUCAACAAGUUACCAUACCAUGGUGAUUGUUUCUGUGGUAGUAAAUAUCUUGUUCGUUGUAAUGACUCGGCAUGAGUUCUGGUUUGCCCUCUAGUUUAGCUGUAUUCAUUUUGGCGAGGUUGGUUCUCCAGGCAAAGCAUUCUUUAUAGAAAGACGACUGCGGAUCAGCGUACAAGCGCUCCAACCAAUCAAAUAGUAAUCCCAUAUACAAUUGUAUCAAAUAUAUCUUGACAGUGUAAAUAGCGUUGCCAUAGAAAGUUUUUUUUUUUGUUGUGUGUGUAUUAUCAUAAUUUUCCAGGAAAAUUUAGUUACCUUCUGUAUUUAGUCUUUAAGUUGAUGCUUAAACCACAGUCAUGGUUUGGGAUGUUUUGUUUUGGGCGUAUAGAGCUCAGACCUUGAAAAUGUACACGAUACUGUAACUAAAGGAUGAUACGUUGGCUGCGGUUAACUAUGCAGUAAAUGGAGUUUCUACGUCUCGUCGGUCUUUUCGCUUGGUGUUGUUGCUGGUGUUGCUGUGCAGUCUAAAUUGGAUAGCGAGUUUGAUUUGAUUACAAACUGGAUGAUCUUUAAAGGAAAUGGAGAUUGGAUAAUGCGUUGGCAAGUACAGGAUGUCUAUGUAUGCUUCCAUUUUAAGCAAACGUGGAGGCUAACUGGCUAAGGCAACUCAGCGCCAUUUGGAUUAUUUUGUAUUGACUCACUUAUGGUUUGGGCUCCGCUCCCUGUGUAAAUUUGACAUCUCAUUGUGUGAAAUAACAAUAAUAAGUAACAAGGCUUUCCUUGUGGUCCACCAUAUCCUUUUGGUUUUAGCAUAGAAAAUGAGGGAAAUUUUCUAUUUAAAUAUGCCGAAGCUAGCGGGAAAAAAUCCCAAGUUACACAUGUUUUUAAAAAAAAUUCUCAAAAUACACACGUUAUGAAAAUAAUUCCCAAUCUACGCAUGUUCGGGCCAUCACCGCUGUCGACGAAGACAGUGAUUGCAUCACUGCAGUACACGGCCGCGGUGAAGGCCUGACCUGCGUCGAAACUUUAAACAAACGUAACUUUGUGCUCGGUUAUCCGAUCGUAGUGAAAUUUAUUUUGAUUCCGCAUAAUUUUUCGAGAUCUUGCAAGCCGCAUAUUUCCGUAGGCGGUUUGGUCCCGCCUUCGUCUCGAAAAUAUGUCGUUUGCUACUCCGAACGAGCCUUUUUUCGAUUUCGUCAAACUUUGAACUACCAUAACUUUGUGCUCCACAAUCCGAAAAUCAUGAAUUUUUUUUUGAUUUCGCAUAACUUUUUAAGGACUACAAUUUUUAUCAUAGACAUAUUUUCGGAAUGUACUUGGAUUCCUGAAAAGGAAGGUAAAGUUAUUCCCAAAACCCCUUAUAUCCAUAAAUAAUUCAUUUUUUGAAAAUUCUCUUCUAAUAAAAAUUGUAGUCCUUAAAAAGUUAUGCGAAAUCAAAAGAAAAUCAUGAUUUUCGGAUUGUGGAGCACAAAGUUAUGGUCGUUCAAAGUUUGACGAAAUCGAAAAAAGGCUCGUUCUGGGUAGCAAACGACAUAUUUUCGAGACGAAGGCGGGACCAAACCGCCUACGGCAAUUUGCGGCUUGCAAGAUCUCGAAAAAUUAUGCGGAAUCAAAAUAAAUUUCACUACGAUCGGAUAACCGAGCACAAAGUUACGUUUGUUCAAAGUUUCGACGCAGGUCAGGCCUUCACCGCGGCCGUGUACUGCAGUGAUGCAAUCACUGUCUUCGUCGACAGCGGUGAUGCAAUCACUGUCUUCGUCGACAGCGGUGAUGGUCCAAACAUGCGUAGAUUGGGAAUUAUUUUCAUAACGUGUGUAUUUUGAGAAUUUUUUUUAAAAAUAUGUGUCACUUGGGAUUUUUUCCAAGCUAGCGUGAGCAGCUAGGUUUUUUUGGCCAAUAAUCAACAACACAGAAAACAUAAUGGAGGACACUAAAUUAGGUGAGAACCA
This is a messenger RNA of Linum trigynum, 12808 nucleotides long. NCBI's taxonomy places the organism in Eukaryota, Viridiplantae, Streptophyta, Magnoliopsida, Malpighiales, Linaceae. The record is from the annotation of a GenBank genome assembly.